CAUUGUCAAAUUUCCAUUACUGGAAAAUUUAUUGAUGACCGGUUGUUCUGAACUGGAAGGAUUCAUCUUUGAUCCUACGGAUAAAAGUACACUUGGCAACAAUGUGAAAGACACCAGCUCACAUGAAAACACUGAUAAUGGAGUAGUGCAACGAUUCCUUUUCGACAACAAGGUUGAAUUUCCGAAGUUGACGAGUUUGUCUCUCAAGGGUCUAACCAAGUUGACCACAAUAUGGAAUACACAAAUACAGGAGACAUCAGCAGCACCACAGCCGAGAACUUUUGAUUGUGAGAAUCUAGAAUAUGUGGAGAUUGAUACGUGUGAGAGUUUGAAAAGCAUUUUUCCAUUGUGUGUGGCUAGAAAUCUCCAGGAGUUAAAAAGUCUCAUAGUGAAGAAUUGCGAAGUGAAGGAAAUCGUUGCAAGAGAGGAGGGAACACAAACAAUAUUUAAAUUUGUGUUUCCAAAAGUAACAUUUGUGAUGUUUGAGAAGUUGUCCCAGCUCAUAAACUUCUACCCCGGGAUGCACGUCUGUAGCUGGCCAUUGCUUAAUGAUUUGGGAAUGUAUGAAUGCGACAAAGUGGACAUAUUUGCUAAAGAAAUUUCUAGUUUCCAACAAAAGCGUGAGGUGCAAAGUUACAGUACUCCUCCUCUACUUGAUCGGCAAUCUUUCUUUUCUGUUGACAAGGAUUCAUUUCCCAACUUGGAGCGGUUGGGCUUGAAUGCAAUGGAGUUCUCCAAUGGUCCACUCCCGGCAGCAGCGCAGUUGUUUGGCAAACUAAAGAAACUGGAUGUUUGUUGUCCAGAGUCCAAGUCACUUGUUUUCCUUGACAAAUUACUCCUCGACCCAGCUGAAGGAAACAGCUCUGCUAGUGCGGUUGAGAUAAGGACCCAGCAGCUCCCGCAUUUGAAAGAGUUGCGGCUUGUUCGAAUGAAGAAGCUGAUGCAUCUAGGCCAAGAGGAUAGGGAGGAUAACUCACGAUCGGCCCCUCGUAUCCCAAAUAUUCCGAACCUGGAAAUUCUAGUCGUGAACGGUUGUCACAGCUUAAGGAAUCUGAGAUCCUCCGCAAUAUCCUUCAACAACCUAACAAAUUUACAAGUAAGUUGGUGCUUGGAAUUGAAAUACUUGAUAACUUACUCCAUGGCCGACAAUUUGAUGCAACUCACAACACUGGAAGUUGAGGGGUGCCAAAGACUGGUGGAAAUAGUGGGAAGCAAUGAUGACCACGAUUCAACAGAUGAUGAGAUUACAUUCCCAAGGUUGAAACAUCUGAAACUAUCUUAUCUACCAAGACUGCAGGGAUUUUGCUCCGGAAAUUGCCUCGCUAAAUUCCCGUCCUUGGAAACUUCAACCAUGAGCAACCGCCUGAAAUUCAAGAUUUUUGCAACUGAUGAUCAAUCGAUACGGCUAACCAACGAAGAGGGAGACACAGAUGUCGAUGCUGCGGAAGAGGAGCUGACUGCUGAGGAUGAAAUUAAUUCGGCAAAUACUGAUUUGAUAUCUCAACCACGUUUCACCAUACCAGUGCUCCACAUUUCUUCAAUUGCUCAUCUUUUCUGGUCUAACAUAAGUGGAAGAUUGUUCACCAAAUUGUGCAGUCGUGGCCGGGUUAAACUUACGGCGUGGGCUACGCGCAUCAAGUGUUUUGAGAAAAUGCUUGUGUGGGGAAUUUGCUGCAUUUCAAUUCUUAUGCUUCUAUUGAUUUACAUGUGCCCAAGUAUUACUUCUUCUACUUGGCAAUAAAAGAAAAACGAAGAACAUGACAGAAGAACAGAGUGAUUCAUAUUGGAGCUCUCCUCAUUGUUGUGCAACCGAGAGCUCUGUACCUUCAGUCUGGUAGUUUUUCUUUCAGCUUAAUAUGUUACUGUAAUUGCUGAUUUAGAAAUCUUCAUUUGUUAGCUGCGUUUUGCACUUUAUCUCUUUGCUUAAUUGACUGUGAACGAGGCUUCUAGUAAGAAGGGAGAAUAAGUU
Molecule: messenger RNA, 1969 nt
Organism: Fragaria vesca subsp. vesca
Lineage: Eukaryota; Viridiplantae; Streptophyta; Magnoliopsida; Rosales; Rosaceae
Exons: 5
Coding region: 35-1741 (568 amino acids)
Molecular function (GO): ADP binding
Source: RefSeq, a predicted model, not a curated record